Molecule: messenger RNA, 2273 nt
Organism: Hyla sarda
Lineage: Eukaryota; Metazoa; Chordata; Amphibia; Anura; Hylidae
Exons: 16
Coding region: 4-1872 (622 amino acids)
Source: RefSeq, a predicted model, not a curated record
GCAAUGUCCCGCUUUGAAUGGAUACAGCAGUUUGUAACUUUUGUCUUCAAUGUAUUGAAAAAUAUUAUGUCAGUCUGGGACAGUACUGAGCGCCAGCACCAUCAGAUCUGCCUGGAGGAAGAAGUCAAUAAAGUAGAGUCAGAUGGAGCCACAUGGAACAGAGGGGAAGGAGAAGACACAGUUGACUCUGGUGGCCUGAAAGAUUCUCUGGAGAAAGUGUCAAAGGCCAUUUACAAGAAGUUUGUUUUCGAUUGGCAUACUCCGCCUGAGGAAUUACAGAAUCAGCCUUUGUAUAAAGAGAUUAACUCUGAGAUACAGAAUGUCUUCUUCAAUAUAAAACACAAAGCACAUCCCUUGGAAGAAUAUAAAAUAAUUAUAUCCAUUGCUUCUGGUUUUAUUGCUCACUUUAAAAACAAGAGGGAAAAAAAGGUAACUUACAGAUUUAAAACACGUCAAGAAGAAGUUGAUUUUAUUAGAAAGCACAUUACAUGUCUUCUAGACUAUUGGCUACCAGAAUCAAUGCAAAGAAAUCGGCUUAUUUAUGUCUUCAUAACUGAAAUUCUAUCAGUCAAUGUCUUAGAACAAAUGAUCAAAAUUUUUUCAGAAUUUACAAGUAUAAAUGAAGCAAUAGUGCAGGCCUUGGAUGAUAACCCAGCCACUGAGCAGAAAGAAGAUUCUGGCAAGUGUGAUGAAAUAGCUUCUGUCAACACAUCCGAUGAAUCUUACACAAUCAUGGAAAGUGAUAUUACAUCCAGGAAAAUACAAAAAAAAGAAAAGAAGGGAUUUAGAAAGAAAUUCAAAGGGCUUAAGUGGCUUAGAAAAAAAGGUCCAAAAACUGAAGCCGCGCCACAGUUCCGGUCAUAUUGUGCAGACAUGGACAAAGAUGUUGGUGACAUUGUUGACGCGGAGGAACACCUCAGUGAGCAGUCAAACACAGAUGAUGAAUCGACUGGAGACUCUAGUAGUAGUGAAAUAGAAUCUGAUUACUCUGGAAUUGAGUUCAGAACUUUUAACACACACAAAGAAGAGGAAAAAUGCAACAAUGUUACAGAUAAAAAAUCUUCAUCCACAGACCUUCAGGACACAGACGAGAGUAAAAGGGACGAUUUCUUGCUAGAUUCUUGUGAUAAGGACAAGGACUGUUAUCGAACUGAUGGAAUAAAAUUCCUACGAUCAAAGAAAAGAAAAGAAAAAUAUCAAAGUGCUUCUCCCAGUGAAAUAGAGGAAUUGCCCAGCACCGAUGUAACAGGACAUGAGGAAUUUCCCAGUGAGAAUGCAGAUAGAAGAACCAUAUUUUCCAACAUUCAACAUCAGCCUCCCAUUAUUAUGGACUCGCAUCCACAGAAGUUGUCUCAGAAAGUCAUAGGUUUGACCAGUCAGAACAUUUCACAGACUAUGGAACAACAGAAGAAAAAACUACAGGAGACUCUCCUUGAUGUUGUGUAUCAAUUAAUUGAUGAGGUUUUAGCAGGUGGUAAUACAGGAGUUUGUUUCCUGCACAGGAAUGGCCUUUUGAAGAACAUGAGUAAAUCUAUACUGGACAGCAUACCAAAACUAUAUGCAGAGGAACAGGUUAUUUGGUACUUGGAACAAGUUGCUGAACUGCUGAUGCCUCAAGUACGUCCACAACAGCUGGCACCAGAAAUUCUACAGUCCAAGGCACUAGAUAUCUUAAAAAAUAAAGUCCGAGGAUUCCUGCCCUAUAUUCUCAUAUUAUUUUUGGAGAGCAAGAUUAUGAAGAAUUUGAAGGCAUCCCAUCAAGCUUUACAAGAUCCUUUGGCAAACAAAGCAACUAUAUAUGGGAUUCUCGAUGAUCUUACAAAGAUAAUCACUGAUGAAGGUGGCAUGUUUAAUCCCCUGACAGUACAGUGAAGAGAUGCAUUCUAAUGCACGCGUUCCUCUUAAUAAAUUUGGUGCACCUUACUUUAACACUUGACAUCCAUUGACAAAUGGCAUAUGAAAUGUUUGUCUUUGUAAAUCCUCCCGGUAUUCCUAAAGUAAUAACACACACUGUUAUAAAAGGGAAUAUCCUAAGCCUCUUGGAUCACACUAAACUGUUUACAUUGAACGUUUACAUGUAUUAAUAUGAUGAGGUGUUAUUAUUGAUCUUGCAGAAAUGGGAUAUGCCAGCAGGGCACACUUGAACACAUUUUUUUUAUGACAGACAGGGCAAAGUCUGUUCGUAGGACUGCUACAUAAAGUCAUGGCCGUAAAUGUUGGCACCCCUGAAAUUUUUCUAGAAAAUGAAGUAUUUCUCCCAGAAAAGGAUUGCA